GGGCGGACCGUGACAGUUCCAGAACAAACGCCGAGCACACGACACGUCGCCUCUGGYGCUAUCACGAUACCAAGAAGGAAAGAGUACUUAUACGGCAACUAGAAGAGACUAAAAUAUUUACGAGAAAAAUACGAAAUAAAUAAAAUAGCCAACAAGUGAACCAUGAACUUAUCGACUGCCAUAAACGUGGCUUUCAUGGUGAUAGUGGCCGCAUGCCUAACUUGGCCUGCCACGGCCCAGGUGUACAACAUGAACCGGUAUGGCAAACAACAGUUGACCCAAAAACAGUAUCGAUACGGAAACCCGACAUGGGCAAAUGGAGCUAACCGGGCCGGUAGUUGGGCGUCAUCGCCAUACGGCAACAUGAUGAGACAUUAUCCGGUGUCGAUGGCUCGAUACGGAGCGAUAAUGGGCGGCGGGAGACAAACACUGUCGCCGGACGACUAUUAUGAUAGUGAAGCUAGAGGAUCAGUCACGUACGACCCCAGUCCCAGACGGUACGACCGGUUAGACUACGCUGUAGUCAGGUAUCCGAGUUACGGUGUUGGUUAUGGUGGUUACGGUGGUUACAGUUAUUAUCCGGUGACCAGUCUAUCUUCAUCGGGUGGCGGCGGCGGUGUUGUUUUUGACGACGAUCUGUUGUAUGACGACGAUGACGAUGACCGUGAUCGCGACCGCGAUGAUGACAAUGACGACGAUGUGUUGUUUGGGGAUCGAACCAGUCAAAUGGUUGCGGCAAGGUAUCCUAUGACGGACAAGAUACACAAUUUCCGGAAGGUGUUCAUGUCGAACCUAGUGUCUCCAUCAAACGCGUUCAAAUCACCCAAAGAACGGCAGCUAUACGACUUUUGGGAAUCCUUAAUCAAUGGCGAUUUGGAUGAAAUGCAGCAAACGGAUGAUACUAUUGGACAACAGCAUCUAGACCGAGAUCGGCAACAGAAUCAGUCACCACUUGACUUCGGAUCCUCCWCUUCGUUGCUCUAUCAACACCUGCCACCAAUAUUUCUCAAGCUGCAGCAACAGCAGAAACAGAAGCUACAAAACCAACAGCACCURUUGAAGCAGCACUACAAGUCGGUUGAUGAGCAGACACCGCCACCGCCACUGGUUCCGGCUUCGUCAUCAUACUUGCCGUCGUCGUCACCACUGCAGACCGUAUCACGUGGUAAUUUCUACAAACAGUGGGCGAACGGAUCGCCAUUAAUCAAGAGGUCUUCGGAUGGUGGAGUUCAGCAGACCAUAUUAUCACCGUCAUCAUCAUCAUCUUUGGACAACGAUGACGUUCGGCAGUUGCGAGAGCUAAAAUCUAACAACGGUACCACCAAUGCGACAACAAUGACUACGUCGACGACUACAACCACUUCCACAGUCAACGGAAUGAGUACCGCGGCAGCGCCAUCGCUACCUAUGGCGGACGGAGGACAGAGAGAGUUCGUGCUGCCCAGACCGGCGGGCGAGAAGUCAGAUUUAGAGAAUCUGUUGGAAGUGAUCGCCGAAGGUGGUCUUCGUGGAAAUUAUGGCCAUAACAGCAAUUUUUCCAAAGAUGCCAAAGUGAAUAAGAAAAGAUCAUUCGUUUCCGAUGAGACAUCAUUAGCAGCUCAACUUGGUGCACUUCGAAAAAAUUAAGAAGACCUUUCUAUAUUGUAUGAAGAAUUAAAUGUGUUAASUUCAUCAAAGCGGAGAAUACUAAAAUCUAUAUGAAAAUAGUAGUGUAAAUAAUAAAUUUUAAUUAAUCGAUACGUUCGCUUACGUGUAAAGUCAAUUUCCUAGCCAUUCUUCUUUUUUUAUUUAUAUUUUUAAAAGCAUGUGUGCACUUUUUUAUUUUAUUCUCCUUUCCUGUUGAAAUACAUUUAUUGUUGGAUAGCACAACAUAUUGUUUGGUUUAAUAACAUAAUUUCAAUAAGAAGCGAAGACUGAAUGAAACGUUUCAUUACAACUAUUUUACAUGCAUUUAUAGUGUCUAUAAAAAAUACAAUUCAAACAAUCACUUGUAAGUUUAAAAGUUGGUUUUUUGUAUUUAAGUAUUAAUUUUACUCUAAAUAUUAUUAAUUAAAUUGCUAUUUAUAUAUUUAACCCUAUUGAUAUUUUUUAUUAUCUUACUACUUAAAAUUUUGUAUGCUGUCCAUUCUUGCACUUUUAU
Diuraphis noxia (Russian wheat aphid) is the source of this 2140-nucleotide messenger RNA. RefSeq lists its product as uncharacterized. NCBI's taxonomy places the organism in Eukaryota, Metazoa, Arthropoda, Insecta, Hemiptera, Aphididae. The record is from RefSeq and is a predicted model, not a curated record.